UUCAGCGCAUGCGCGACCGCGAAACCUCCUGGGAUUUGUAGUUCACCAGAGCCCUGGCCGGUUUGCUGGGAUGUUUGUGAGGUUGAGAGGCUACAGUUCAUGUUGGCAGCUGCUGUUCAAUGGUGGCUUCCUGAAGCCAGUAACCUGUUGGAGUCAAGAUGUGAGCAGAUAUGGUGUAGCAGCACUGGGAUAUGCCAGCUCCCUGAGUAUAGGGCACCCAGGAGCGAAAGCUCACAGGAUCAGGGAAGGAAAGAGAUGGCAUUUACAGUCUGCAUCUGUGAUCACUGAUUGCAGCCAAAAGAUCUUCAAUCGCAUGAGCACUAACCAAUUAUGCUGUUCCUCCACCAAUGGAGAGGAAUUGCUCACUGACAGCUUAACUAUCCCGCCAGCUCGGAUCACUGAAACUCCAAACUGUCCAUUGGAAAGUGUGCAAUUUAUUCCGCAGUUAACAAUCUGCAAACCACCAAGUCAGUACAAGAGAAAGAAACUGCAGUUCCAAGCUGAGGAAAGGCGAUUGAGGAUCCGCAGCAUUUGCCAUCUGGCUCCCAGAGUUGUGUACAUUAGUCCGGGCAGUUCGACACUCCUGAACCACAGGCCAUUCUCACAGUCCACCUCAGAUAGAAGUUCAGGGAGACCAGUAGGGAGCCCUCAGAUCAAACUCCAGACCAAGUUCAUGGUGACGUGCCUCUUUGGGGCUGCAGUAAUGGGAUUGUGGUUCUAUGUCCACUUGGAAAAGGAGCAGCAGCAAAAGAUGAGACGCCAGGAGCAACUAAAGAAGCUAGCACUUGGUCAAGGCGACUUCAACUUGCUGGAUCAUACUGGAAGAUCCAGAACCAAGAAGGACUUCCUUGGUCAGUGGGUGCUGCUGUACUUUGGGUUCACCCACUGCCCCGACAUCUGUCCCGAUGAGCUGGAUAAGAUAUCCAGCGUGGUGCAGAUCUUAGACAAGGAGAGAGCGCUACCUCCAGUCCAACCCAUCUUCAUCACAGUCGAUCCAGAGAGAGACGGGGUGGAGGAGAUGGCAAGAUACAUCAAGGAUUUCCACUCUCGCAUGAUGGGGCUGACCGGGACUCCAGAACAGAUUAAGGAGCUGGGCAAGGCAUUCCGGGUAUAUUACAGUGCUGGUCCCAAGGAUGAAGACAAUGAUUACAUUGUGGACCACACCAUCAUUAUCUAUCUUCUAAACCCAGAUGGGCUUUUCACUGAUUACUACAAUAGGAAUAAAAGUGACCAGGAAAUUGCUGAGAGUAUCCGCAGCCACAUCAAAACCUACAAUACUCUCUUCAGUUGAUGACAAGAGGUUCUUGGAGAAUGUUUGUGCCUGCAGCAUCAGUUACAGGAGUGGAACUUGUUAAAAGGAUGCUUGCCCACCCCACCCUGUCAGACAUAGGAUCAAAGGGCCAAAACUAUCACUGAUUACAACCUUUCACCUUAUGCUGCAAUGCUGUGCCAAACCCAACCCCAACUCAAUUGAAUGGAAGAGUUUGACAGUAACCAUCACUUAACAGGUUUAACUAGCUGAUGGGUUAGAAUUUCAGACUGUGCAGGAUAAUAAAUGAUCCUUCAUUUAACACUUGUAGAAAAUCUGGAUGUCAACUUGCAGUUCAGUGCAGGAUCAAUUUAAUAACCGGAAGUGUGAAUGCCAGACAUUGCUGCUCACAUGUUGUGUGAGUGGGGAUAGGCAGGGGGGUUGUUUUGAGUACCCCAUUAAUAAAUUCCACUGUAACUGCUUGGAAUGGCCCCGUGCUGAAGCCUAAUUUUAAUUUGCCAACUUAGUUGUUGUAAAUUAAUCUCCAAUAACAAUAUAAGAAGGAAGACUUGCAUAUAUAUCAUAUCUUUCAUGACCUCAGAUCAUCCCAAAGUGCUUUACAGCUGAAGUACUUUUGUAUUGUAAUGUAAGAAAUGCAGCAGCCAAUUUGCUUACAUUAAGCUCCCUAAAAAAAGUAAUGUGAUGAUGAUCAGGUAAUGUUUUUUAUGAUGUUGAUUGAGGAAUAAAUAUUGGUCACGACACCAGGGAUAAAUCUCUUUCUCUUCUAUGAAAUAGCCCACCUGAGAGGGCAGAUGGGACCUCAGUUUAAUACCUCAUCCAAAAGAUUGCAUCUCCAACAGUACAGCACUCCCUCAGUACUGCACUGAAGUGUCAGCCUUGAUUUUUGUUCUCAAGUCUUGAAGUGGGACUUGAAUCCACAACCAUCUGACUAAGGCAACUGAGCCAACACUGACAUUGGCAAAAGCCACACUUCCUGGGCAAAUGUGUCUAGAAGUGUCAGAAUGAAUGUUUAGUCAUUUAAAUCCAUGCUAGUGUAGAUGGGCACAUCAGGCACUGGGGAGUGUUUGGUUUUGCUCUAUGACAAAUAUUGUCAGUGCUUGUUUAUUAAUUAUGUGAAUUGGUCAUUACUUCACAGCAUAUUCCUUUCAUCAGCCCAAUGGGUGUACAGUGCACUCAAUUGGACCCGAGAGUUGAAAUGAUAAGUUGAUCACAACUCCUAUAUGGAAUAGAUUUUUAAAAUAGACAGCCUGUUGGUCAGAAUGGGCAUGCCAACAUUUUCAACUAAAUCAAAACUUAAAUGCAGACAGGAACUAAUGGCAUUAUUACCUAUGUUACAGCUAUUUAGAACAAGACCAAUAUGCACAGCAACAAGAUGGGAGGCCUUGACAACAUUGUAACAAUCUAAAUAACAGUGAAAGAAGCAAUUUUCCCAGUGCUGAAAAUCAUUUGCCUUUGAAGGUUAAGAACAAGGAGUGGGCAGGACUGUGAAACCCAGCACAGGAUGGCAUAGAUUCAUAAUCCAAGAAUUCUGCUCUUCACUAUCUUAGAGGACUGGAUUCGAAAUGAAAAAAUUCCACGAGUCUCUGUGUGAUACACGGUUUAUGCAGGUUGAAGUAUGUUCCCUAAGAGAUAGAAUGUCCAGGUCUCUAUAUUUUUUGUCAUUCCAACAAAUUAUUUUAAUAAAUCACAAUUGAAUUCUGAAUGUAACACAUCCACCAUUGACAAUGUGAACUUGACCAACUGGUAUAUGACAUACUUAUAUAAUGGCUGUUUUCAUCCAGUGUCUGUACACACAAUAAACUGAGAAUAGAUAUGAAA
Messenger RNA from Carcharodon carcharias (great white shark), 3088 nucleotides. It is a transcript of the gene sco2, whose product is annotated as protein SCO2 homolog, mitochondrial. Gene Ontology annotation, biological process: mitochondrial respiratory chain complex IV assembly. Lineage: Eukaryota; Metazoa; Chordata; Chondrichthyes; Lamniformes; Lamnidae. The transcript has 2 exons. The record is from RefSeq and is a predicted model, not a curated record. Bases 71 to 1291 code for a protein of 406 amino acids.